AAGAACAAAAAAAUUGAUUGCAAAUGCGUUUCAGAUUUUAGUUUGUUGUGCGUUUGUGUAACGUUUAAGUUUUUAUUUUUUUUCUGAAGAGCAUAAAAUAACUACGUCCUUAACUCAUGCCCGUCAUCGUAUUAUCUUCAAUUUAUUUAAAAAUAUAUACAGGUCAGGGAAAUUAAAAAAAAUGGCAUACCAUUACUCCGACUUAGGUAUGCCAGCAGAAAUUAAUGAACAAUAUAUUCCGGAGUAUAAACCUUACAUGGUUCAAAGCCCAGAUGCUGAAUAUGAAGUCAGGUCCACAGUACUUGAUGAUAGAGGAGAAGGAAGCAUAUCAGCUGUGACAUUUGAUAAAUUUGAAGAGUUAAUUUGGGUGGGAAACACAAGAGGACAUAUUACUUCAUACCAUGGCCCACAAAUGAGUAGAUACACAGCUUUCAGGGUUCACAUGACAGAAGAAAUACGUGAUAUUAUUACCCUUGAUCAAGGACUAUUUAUUUUGUCAAAGACACAAUUGAGGCAUCAAAUUCGCAGAGGUCUUGUGAAGCAUACACACACAUCAGAAAAUUUAAAAGAGAUGCAAUGCCUCUUUCAAUCCAGUCCAACAAAUAUUUUAAUGGGCGGCCAUCAGGACACAAUUAUUGAUUUUGAUGUCACAAAUAUGAAAGAAUCUAUUAUUCCGAUAACUGAAGAUGGCUGUGCGGUGUUAAGAAGUGGGGGUGGUUCGCUAGUUGCGUGUGGGAGUGCUAACGGGACUGUCUCGAUGCGUGAUAUAAGAAGUCCGGUGGUGGCCGAGCACACGUUCAAAGCGCACAGUGCCUGCCUGUCUGACUUGGAUAUGCAGGGCAACUUGCUUAUCACAUCUGGAUUUGCACAAACAAGCACAAUGGCCGUAGCCGAACAGUACGUGUUAGUGUGGGAUGUACGUCAGUUGAAAGCCGGUGGGGCGUGGUCACUUCCGGUGGCAUCGCCGCCAUUAUUACUCCACUUCCUGCCAUCGGUUUCCGGUCGAGCCCUCGCAAUGGCCAGUGCUGGACACGUGGCAUUGCUCAAUGUUAACAAUAAAAGUGAAUCUGGAAAGCAAUCCGUUUUUCAAGUUGACACCCAAGGCUCUCUAUGCACUGUCAUGGACGUGUCGAGCACCAGCCAAGCAUUUGUCUUUGGGGAUCAAUCGGGGCACGUACAUCUGUUCUCUUCUAAGCAUAAUAAUGAACCCGUGUUCAAUAACUUCUCAAGAGAAACAACAUUUGCGACCCCGGUUCGUUUGCCGUACGUGGGUUUCAGUGAGACGUUCAGCUUCUCAUCAAUACCUCUUCCGCCUCUCGCUAGUGGGUCCAAGUGGUUCCACGACCUUCCUGAAGAGUUCCUCAAAAAGGUUUCCAGGAAACCUCGACCAAUCGACCCAGAAAUUCUUAAGACCAUGAAAAUGAAAGGACCCAUCGGGUAUGCUCCCAAUCCUGGUACUAGGAGACGUAAUGAGUAUCCAUACAUAGAUGACAAUUUGGAAGAUAUUAAACAACCAAAACCAAUAGACGAAACGGCGUUGUCUAUUAGACCAAUUCCAAGUUCAUAUCAGAAGGUCGAAGUAAGGUAUAAUAAAAAUGAGCCGAACGCAAUUUUGGAUAAUAUAAAUAGAACAGGUCUAACGGGAAUCGAAGCUACUCUGCCCAAUUCUUACUGUAAUUCGAUGAUUCAGGUCCUAUACAACAUGCCGCCUCUGAAGUCGACUCUGAUAGCUCACACGUGCGCGAAGGAGUUUUGUCUCACUUGCGAGUUAGGUUUCCUAUUCAGGAUGCUUGACACCUCUGGAGGGGCGCCGUGUCAAGCGACUAACUUCUUAAGGGCGUUUCGUACCGUGCCUGAAGCUGCCGCGCUUGGACUGAUAUUGCCCGAUCGGGGCAUCGAUAGAAAGAUUGAUCUCGUUGCCCUUAUUCAGAGCUGGAAUAGAUUCAUUCUUCACCAAAUCCAUUAUGAGCUUUUGGAGACUCGCAAAAAGGAGAAAGAGUUGGCGCUCCUCUCGGAAAAUACCCCACAUAAGACAGAUCGAUUAAAAAAUCACUUAAAGAAACCAAUUAAUGGUCAAAUUGAGGGAUAUAAAUACACCGAACUCGAGUUUCUGAAUCUUGGUCCUUCGGAGACGGAACACGAACUACAAAAUGGUAUAAACGAAAAAUGGGUAGAUAAAGCAAUGAUGAAUCACACGGAGAAACUUCAAAGUAAUAUAGACAAAGAGCUAUCUAAUGAGCACUGUGAGAGGGAGGAGUCAGAAAUCUCAGAAUUAUUUGCGAUUGCCCGACAGCAGUUGAAUAGGUGUCUUAAGUGUAAUAAGGAAGAGGAACGCGAAUCGGUGGUGCUGGCUUGUGCCCUCCAAUAUGCGACGAGAGACAACGAACGCACGUGCGGUUUUUUGGAGCUCGUACGUGCGUCGUUAUGUGCACGUCGGUCUACGCCCGCCUGGUGCGAGCGAUGCGCGAAGUUUACGCCCACCACACAGCGCGGGCGGCUGGUUAGGUUACCCCCAAUAUUGGCGAUCAACUGUGGAGCAGUGACAGCUGAAGAGAAAUUGUUCUGGGCGAAAGGGACUACUAAAGAAACGCCUGAAGCCAUUAAACGCAGCGGGAACGUUAAGCCAUGUAGGUAUGGACUGCACUGCGCAAGGCCUGGCUGCAGAUUUAAGCAUCCAGAUAGGCAGAGUCCGUCCCAGAGCAAUCCAGUUAAGAGCGAGACGCAAGAUGUGAGCUGUGUGAUUCCGCACCAACUGCACAUUCGUCUCCAGCCCGAUGGGGACAUCACUAUUAGUGAUAAGGCGGAACAGGUAGACAAGCACAAAAAGAAGCCAAAAUCUGAAGCGGAAUAUGCGCUGACAGCGGCCGUUGUGUGCGUCGAAGACAGUCCCAGAAAUCUCGUGGCGUAUAUCAGGAUCGCUGAUAAGGAAAACGCGCAUUGGUACCUUUAUAAUGAUUUGGGGAUUGUGUCUGUGAAUGAAGAGGAGGUCUCCCAAUUCAGUCCUUGGUGGAAAACACCUUGCGUACUCUUUUACACUAGUCCCAGAGCAUUGCACGCUAAAGAUGUCGCUAGUGUCUCCUAGCGUAGCUGUUACGGUCCGUUUGCAUAUUGCAACGGUCCACACGAGGAAGACGUUAAAUUUAUGCGAUGAUAUCCACUUUUACAUUAAACUCAAAACUGUAUUUUAUCGAAAAAUAUUUUAACGAUUAAACGGUUUUUAUAUCCAAAGCGAUUUACGCGAGAACAUAUUUUUAAAUCAUUGCUGCGUUAACUUUUAAACACUGUAAAAUAUCGUUAUUAAUAGAAAGCUCAAUUUGAACCUACGGCUCGUAGGAUUAACGAGUCGUAUUUGGAUAUAAAAACCCUAAAUGCCUUAAGAAAUUGAAUUGUCAUGCCUUGGGUUCGUAUAUACCACUGUAAGUACAACAGUAUUUAUACGUUGGUCUGAAUCGGUAUUUUUAAUACACUCCAAUAUUUGAUAAGUAGGUUAAGUAGCGUAGUUAUUUUUUUAGGUGCAAAGUUCCAUAGUAGGCACAAUUAAAGCUAGCUUACAUUUCUUUAUAAUGUACUUAAAGGCCGAUUUACUGGUGGAAAUUAAUCUAAAAUGGCGUUAGAAAACUGUUGUGCCCUAAAAACUGGCUACCAUGGUAACAAAUCAUGUUUUACAACAGAUAAAGUCAUCAAUUUACACAUAUGAUUUUUUAUAAAUUUGAGUGUUGCUUUUUUGCCUAAUAUCAGCCGUUCAAUUAUCCGCCUAGCCGUUUAACUGACGGCCUGAAUGAUAUUCAGCCAGUUGAUUGAACAGCUAGGCACAUGAUUUGGAUCUAUGACGUUUCAUUACUUGCCUUGCAUGCUCACUGUUAUUUUAAAUUUAAAUCCACUUUCAAACUUGAAACAAAAUAUUCAAACUGUCAAUAUGGCGUCGGGAAACCACAACUUUGAUGGUCUCUUCCAAAAUUCAUACAAAAACAACAAGUACAAUUGGAGAGUGUAGAAACAAUAAUGUGAAUUUGACUCAAGCAAUUUUAUUUAAAAGAAAUAAUUUUGUAUGUCAUAUGUUAAAUCUUUGUUAUUUAUGCCAAAUAAUGACGUCAGCAUUGGCCAGCCAGUUUAUUAAAUGUUGUAACAAACGCUACGGCUGAAUAUCAGGCUGUUAGUUAAACGACUAGGUUGUUAAUUCAACGGCUAAUUAAAUUAGUUGGCUGCGACAUAAUAUUUGCCGGUAUUGUCGCCAUUUUAGAUUCAUUUUCAUGUUUAGAUGACUAUAAAAAUCUAAAAAAUGUUUGUAUCACAUUGUGUUCACACAGAGAUAUGAAGACUGUAAUAAAUAUUUUGAUUUAAAAAAAAAGUUCCGCAAUGUUCGUUUGGCCAGGGGUAUUUAUAAGUCAGAACUAAAAUCUAAGUUAAUUAGCGAACAAGCUAUGAAAGUCUUAGUUCUAAGUUGUAUAUAUGUUGAUACAAAUAAAUAUGUGUGUUUGUAAUUAAACUCUUCCUAAAUGUCUGGACCGGUUUGAUGACAUUUUUGUAUUUGUUAGGUUGUAUUCAAGACGUGUACAGGUGAUGUACGUUAGGUUUCGCUAGUGCUGUAUAUUUGGUCGAUAGUUUGUCUUAAACUGAAAAGGCGUUUAUUUAUUUGUUUUAUGUCUGCUUUGCAGUCAUAAUGACGAAGGAGUUAAAUAAAAAAGUUUGAAUCUGGUUUAAUAUAUAGUUUAGUGAAUCGGUCUUAAAAUUCUUCCAAAAAACGCUAAAACAAAGAAAAUAGAGAGAGGAUGAUAUAUUUCUAAUUAUUUUUAUACAUAGAAAUGCAGCCUUUUCCUCUUUUUUUAAUCCCGAGUUCUAUAUUAAGUCGGAAUUGCAAUGGAUUUACUAUAUGAAAAUACUUGUAGAAACUGCUAUGAAAAUCUAAGAAAUUUUAAUAAGAUUAUGAAACAUUUUGCAAAAUUCUGAAUAAAGAUGGUCCGUUUCACAUCGCCCUCUUAGCCACGUCUGACAUUUGCUUAUGACGUCGCUAUCUUUGCUUGGGACGGCAAAGAUGUUCUUGUGGGUUCCAAUUAAGCGGCUUAAGCAUCACUUAAUACUUAUACAAACUCGAUAUAAAUCAAAGUUGUAAAAAGAAAUCCAUAUUUACACUGUGACCGACUUGAUAUAGAACUCGUAAACUGAAUUGCACUAAAUUAAGUUCAAUAAACAAUAGCAGUUCUAGUAAUUUGAUAUGAUUUUGCCAAUUUCAACCAGUAAUUGAAUAAGGGGCCGUUCAAGUAUUACGUAAGUACAUUUACUGCAAUUUAUCUCCUCCACCCCUCUUGUCAGCAAAAGUAAGCAAAACUGUCAAAAAUAAAUACCUAAACG
Pieris rapae (cabbage white) is the source of this 5349-nucleotide messenger RNA. It is a transcript of the gene PAN2, whose product is annotated as PAN2-PAN3 deadenylation complex catalytic subunit PAN2. The coding region runs from base 182 to 3082 and encodes 966 amino acids. Gene Ontology annotation, cellular component: P-body; PAN complex. Gene Ontology annotation, biological process: nuclear-transcribed mRNA poly(A) tail shortening. The transcript is spliced from 22 exons. The record is from RefSeq and is a predicted model, not a curated record. Gene Ontology annotation, molecular function: protein binding. Lineage: Eukaryota; Metazoa; Arthropoda; Insecta; Lepidoptera; Pieridae.